Messenger RNA from Chaetomium fimeti, 1176 nucleotides. RefSeq lists its product as uncharacterized. The transcript has 7 exons. The record is from RefSeq and is a predicted model, not a curated record. The coding region runs from base 1 to 1176 and encodes 391 amino acids. Lineage: Eukaryota; Fungi; Ascomycota; Sordariomycetes; Sordariales; Chaetomiaceae.
AUGUCGUCAGGAAACUUCACAUUCAUCAUCGACCCAGUACGGGCCGCCGAAAACAACGCCACCGCUUUUACCGCAGCUGUUUGCGUCUUUUGGAGUCUGGCGUUUGUUACGGCGGUGGUUCGGUUCUAUACCCGCGCCUUCUUGUCGCGUUCCUUCGGCAAGGAUGAUGUCUUUAUGGUCUUGGCCGUGCUAUGCGGGAUAGGGGGCCUCGCCUCGUGGAUUAUUGCGUGUCGAAACGGCUACGGAAGACACAUCGACACCAUACGACCAAAAGAGUUCCUCACCCUACUCGAAGCCCAGUUCUUCCAAUCCGUCGUUGAGGCUUGCUUUGCCUACGGGUUCCUCAAGAUAUCAAUUGCCUUGUCGCUGCUCCGUUUGAGCAGGGGAAGCUGGUACAACAGGAUCUUGUGGGCUCUGAUCGCCUUUACUUGCUUCUACACCCUCUUCUCCUUUAUCACAUUCCUGACCUACUGCAAGCCCAUCGCAGGGCAGUGGAACCCGUCACUUCGACCAAAGUGUUACAGCAGGGUGAUCUACCGGAAUUUCGGCCUGUUCAAUGCCGCAUGCAACAUCGUGACCGAUAUCUGUUUCGCCACGCUGCCUAUACCCCUGAUCUGGAGUUUGCAACUCCAGAGGCGUGUGAGGAUAUACCUGAUCGCUAUUCUUAGUGGGGGAUAUUGUGCGGUAGGGUUGGGAAUAGCAAGAGCAAUCUUCAUCAUUGCAUACGUCUACGAAACCGAUGGAACCUUUCUUCCAUGGGCUCCAUUCUUUGGAUCGGUUCAACUCGACAUCGGCAUUAUCGCCGCGUGCGCUCCGACCCUCCGCCCUCUUCUCGGCCGCGCCCUCAGGCUAUCCACAACCCUCGACCCCUACCGAGGAGCAAACUACUAUCGAGCGGGUAAAGCUCUCGACCGACUUCCCGUCACUGGGAACUCAGCACGGAGAUACCUACGGCAGACGACUGUCUCGGGGCAGUUCGAACUGGUCAAGGGACAGAAACACUGGUCUGCGGCAGCUCAUAAAGACUCGGGUUUCUCAACUACCGCCAUCCAUGCCGAACACGCAGAGGUCAAAGGGGAAGCCAGCGGAGAGAGUAUCGAGGACGCCAUAUUGCCGCUGAAUGAUCCCGAGUUUAAAGGAAUCAUCAAGACAACGGAGGUCACAAUCGAGAAGUGA